This is a messenger RNA of Aureobasidium pullulans EXF-150, 891 nucleotides long. Its product is annotated as ribosomal protein L15. Lineage: Eukaryota; Fungi; Ascomycota; Dothideomycetes; Dothideales; Saccotheciaceae. Gene Ontology annotation, molecular function: structural constituent of ribosome. Bases 1 to 891 code for a protein of 296 amino acids. The transcript is spliced from 2 exons. Gene Ontology annotation, cellular component: mitochondrial large ribosomal subunit. Gene Ontology annotation, biological process: translation. The record is from RefSeq and is a predicted model, not a curated record.
AUGCCGCCACGACUCAAUCUCCUCUCACGGGCAUCGCUAUGCCGGCCCACAGCACCACACUCGAGCGUAGCCUCGCUGCUGCAACCAUUCCUCAAAAGCGCACAACAACCCCAACAGCAAAGAAACGCCUCGAUUCUCUCAUCGCUUUCGGACAACUCUGGCGCCUACAACAAGAAGAUUAGAAGAGGAAGAGGCCCCUCAUCGGGCAAGGGAAAGACAUCAGGACGUGGUCACAAGGGUCAAAAGGCACAUGGAAAGGUCCCGCGCAACUUCAAUGGUGGUCAAACACCUGAGGAGGUUGUCCACGGUGUCAGAGGUUUCGAGAACCAACACUCGAUCGAAAUGACUCCGCUCAACAUCAACCGCCUCCAAGCAUGGAUCGACGCAGGCCGUCUGGACCCUAACCAACCCAUCACCCUCAGAGAGCUCGCAAAGUCCCGCUGCAUCCACGGCAUCAAGGACGGUAUCAAGCUCCUCGCCCGUAGCUCCGAAAAGCUCACCACCCCCGUCGACAUCGUCGUCAGCCGCGCCUCUGCCUCCGCAAUCGCCGCCAUCGAAGCCGCCGGCGGAAAGGUCACCACUCGCUACUACACCAAGCCCUCCAUCUCGCGCGUGCGAAGAGGCGAAACCGACCCCAUUUACAGCAUCCAGAGCGCUGAACCUACCACACCCCGUCCCGAGUUCAAGUACAGACUUCCCGACCCUGCCAGCAGAAAGGACAUCGAAUACUACAGAGAUCCUGCGCAUAGAGGUUACUUGAGCCACAUGUUGCAAGAGGGCCAGGGUCCCAGUUUGUUCUUCAAGACUCCUGGGCAGGGUCGUGUCGAUCACAAGAAGGUUACUUCCAAGGGUGCCAAAUCUGCCAUCAAGGGCGAAAACAGGGUUUGGUGA